AUGACAAUCAACACCGCCGGUAUAGCGGCUGUGGCUGUUUUCUAUUUUGUUAUUCUCGUCGUCGGCAUGCUGGCCGCUUGGAAACAACGGAAAGCCGGACGAGGAACCAACAGCCCAGCGGAAAACAUCAUGCUGGCCAAAAGAGAUUUGGGGCUCUUUGUAGGAGUCCUUACAAUGACAGCUACGUGGGUUGGAGGCGGAUACGUAAACGGAUCGGCGGAAGCAGUUUUUAGUAACGGGAUCGUCUGGUGCCAGACCCCCUUCGGCUACUCGCUCGCAUUAAUUCUCGGCGGACUGUUUUUUGCUAGACCUAUGAGAGAAAAGGGUUACAUCACCAUGCUCGAUCCGUUCCAGAUCAAAUACGGACUUAACAUUGGUGGAUUGCUUUUUUUGCCUGCACUUUUCGGUGAAACAAUUUGGACUGCAUCAAUUCUCUCGGCUUUGGGAUCGACCUUAUCUGUUAUUCUGGAAAUGGAUAACAACUUGGCUGUGUUUUCCAGCGCAGCCGUGGCUGUCAUCUACACAUUUUUUGGUGGGAUGUACAGCGUAGCGCUAACUGAUGUCAUUCAGCUCUUCUUCAUCCUGUUCGGAUUGGUGUUAUGCAUUCCAUUUGCUUGGAUGCAUCCGGCUGUAAAUCAAGAAGCAUUGGUCAAUCAAAAUUGGCUGGGCCACGUAGAGCCAUCAAGUUCAGGAAUAUUUAUUGAUAACUAUCUGCUGCUUAUUUUUGGCGGAAUUCCCUACCAAGCUUAUUUCCAGCGAGUUUUAUCCGUCAAAUCGUCGAAACAAGCUCAAUGGCUCUCAUAUAUGGCCGCUAUUCUUUGCACAUUAUUGUCAAUUCCGUCAAUACUACUGGGAGGUAUAGCCAAAAACACAGAUUGGCUUAACGGUACAGAUUACGCGAUGGCCUUAACAUCUCCCGAUCAGGUGAAACAGGUUCUACCGCUGGUUCUUAAUUACUUAACCCCCCAGUGGGUUUCCUUCUUCGGAUUGGGAGCCGUCUCAGCAGCUGUUAUGUCUUCGGCAGACUCUUGCAUCCUCUCGGCCAGCUCUAUGUUUACGCACAACAUUUACAAAGCCAUCGUCUGCCCAUCGGCUAGUGGAUCUCAUCUCAUGAUUGCUUUGCGUGUAUCUAUCCUGGCGGUGGCUGCCAUCGCAUCCGGACUAGCAAUCAGUAUUAACAGCAUUUACGGCCUCUCAUUACUUUGCUCAGACAUGGUUUAUGUUUUACUAUUCCCUCAAUUGCUGCUGGUCAUUCACGCCGAGUCUAGCUGCAACAAAUACGGAUGCAUCACGUCAUUCCUGUUGGGAAUUAUCCUGCGAAUUCUCAGUGGUGAAGAAUUGCUAGGGUUACCGGUCGUCAUUCAGUUUCCAUUUUACAGCGACGGACGCCAACAGAUGCCUUUCCGCACGCUCAUCAUGGUGUUCACGCUCUUCGUUCAUCUUGGAGUCUCUUUCGUCACGGAGCAAUGCUUCACUAGAGGAUGGCUGCCCCAAAAAUUCGACUUUCUCAACAGCUAUCCUUUGGAGAUGACAUAUCAACAGGAAGAUAUUUCGCCUGAAGAAUUACAUUUCCAGUUCAUGACCAACGGGAAACUAGAGACCACAGCACAGGAGCUGGAACUGACAGGAACGGACAUCAAGUUUGAUCCCAUUUUAAGCAUAUCACAUCCUAAAGUAAAGUUAUUGUCAAUGCGAACAUCAAUCGAAGAAUCAUCUAAAUAACUUAAAAAAGAAAACAAAAAAUGGAAUUAAUAUGUGAA
Daphnia carinata is the source of this 1760-nucleotide messenger RNA. RefSeq names its product high-affinity choline transporter 1-like. Gene Ontology annotation, molecular function: choline:sodium symporter activity. Gene Ontology annotation, cellular component: plasma membrane. Gene Ontology annotation, biological process: choline transport; acetylcholine biosynthetic process; transmembrane transport. The transcript is spliced from 13 exons. The record is from RefSeq and is a predicted model, not a curated record. NCBI's taxonomy places the organism in Eukaryota, Metazoa, Arthropoda, Branchiopoda, Diplostraca, Daphniidae. Bases 1 to 1722 code for a protein of 573 amino acids.